Molecule: messenger RNA, 1436 nt
Organism: Leptinotarsa decemlineata (Colorado potato beetle)
Lineage: Eukaryota; Metazoa; Arthropoda; Insecta; Coleoptera; Chrysomelidae
Biological process (GO): synapse organization
Cellular component (GO): neuron projection membrane
Source: RefSeq, a predicted model, not a curated record
GAGAAUAGGCAGUGACGGUUACAGAGCCGUGCACAAAGCACGUGUUGCCCGCAUCGUAAACGGAAAUCCAUCUAGUGUGCCAAAUGAAACAAUUAGACGUCGGCUUUGCGAGUUUUUUGUAGUCUAGUGAAAAGUGGAAGCCGAAAUUCGAGUUGUGAAAGCGUGAUAUGCACAUCAAUAGAAUAGCGUUUAAUCUCCAAUAAAUGCCUCUCACCCCCAGAGCAUUGUUUCCCCCAAUAACAAACGGCGUUUAAGCGAUGUGUGGCCUCAUAAAGGGGAACUUCAGUCUAUAUUCCAGGCCGGUAAUAUUUACACAUAUCUGUAAUGGAGCUUCGAGAACUCCACCGGUUCUGAUGAUAAUAAGUUACAUUUUGGACUGGGUGUUACUUAUAUUAAACUGGAGUGCCAACAAAAUUUCAUUACGGAGUGUAUGAGAACGUGUUUGAACAGUUUGAAUAUGAGUUCGGUGCAAAGUAAAGUGCCUUUUAGUUUGCUGAAACUUUUUCAAGUGUGGAUUAUAAUGCUCGGAUGCAGUCCCAUUAUGUCAGGACACAAUGGAACCCGCUCUCUUUUCGAUGAAACUAAUGAUACAGACAAGAGUGUGGCGCCAGUAUUUGAGGACGUUUCGAACAGAAUAGUAUAUGCAAGAGUUGGCCAAACUCUUCUACUACCUUGCACUGUCAGACAUCUUGGAACCAAAGUGGUGUCCUGGAUAAGGAGCAAAGACUUACAUAUCCUGACGUCGGGACGCCACACAUUUUCGAGCGACACUCGCUUCGAGUCAGUGCACACCGAUAGCUCUGGGGAUUUUUGGGGAUUACGGAUACGAGGCGUCCAUAUAUUCGACACGGGCCAGUACGAGUGCCAGGUUAAUACUGAGCCGAAGAUGAGCUUGGCGAUCAACCUAACAGUCACGGUUUCAGGUGACCACAACUUAGCUAUUUCUAAUUCGAAAUGGGUCAGCCAAGCCCUAAUAAAAGGUCCAAGCACAGUUUACGUCCAGAAUGGGUCCCCGGUGACUUUCUCGUGUGAAAUAUCGCCUCUAUCUCUGCAAUCUGGAGUUCACGGACUUUUCUUCGCCACAAAACCAGUGGUUCGUUGGCUGCAUGAUGGAAAAGAAGUUUCUUUCGAGUUCUCAAAGGAAACUGCAGCCGUCGAGACGGAAUACAGGAAUAAGGAUCAAAGGAUAUUAAGCAAAAUUCAUCUUUCAUCGGUAUCGUGGAAAGACAGCGGACAAUAUACCUGUAUGCAGCCGUCAGUGAAACCAGACAGCGUUAAGCUUAUUGUAGUCGAAGGUGAACAUUCCGAAGCCAUGCAAAGCGACUUUCCUGUCCAACUUACCAGUAGCAGCCAUGUAAACCGAGCAUCUUGGUUUAUCUUGAUAGUGAUAAUACUGAAUUCAUUGUAAUUAUUUCAGAAUAUACAUAUUUUUACAA